CCGCCGUCUCGCACACCCGCACACCAUGAGGCCGUAGAGAUUGGCGCACCCGCGAAAAUGGACUUCACGAUCUCGCUAGCACACUUCUGCGAGGUCCACGGUCCCACGUCCAUCAUCUGCACACAGGCCUCGACUGCGCCAUGCGCUUCCUGCAACCCAUGUGUGACGCCGCCGACGGACGAGCCACACACGGCCUACGCCAGCUACGGACUCUACGACCAGCCCGCAUCUCUGAAGCUGGGCCGCACGCCCAAGCUCUCGCCGUUCGAGACACCGCCCACGAGUCCUCGAUCGCCCCUGCACAACCCGUACUUCCCCAGUCUCUCGUCGUCCGACACCAGCUUCGGUGGCCGCAGGCCCAGCAGCACCUUCGACUCGGACUCGGACUCGUGUGAGAACUGCCAGAUGGUCGUGCCAAAGACGUUCUGCGACAAGCUGCCCUCUGGCGCGCCCGGGAGUCCCUCCAAGGACGGACGAGGGAGAAACGGCAGCCCCGUCCUGCGCAGCUCCCAGAACUACCCAGUCCGCGGCCCAUAUCUCGGCGACGAUGCCAGCAGCACCCACUCGUCUGAGAUUUCGGACACGGAGCAGUCCAAGUCCUUCGAGAGCAACGCCAGUUCGUAUCCCAGCUCCAUCCCUCCUUCACCACUGGCCACCGCCAGGAACGUGCACACACACACCCUGACCUACAUCUCCACUAACCAGCCACAAUCACCGACAACCUACUCUUCACUGAAGCGCACCUGCAUGCGCACCCUCUCCACUGAAGUCCUACCGCGCGGCAACUCGUCCGGAGCCAUCAUGUUUGGAGAUCCUGUUGCCGGAUACACCAUUGCCUACAUCUUCCGCAUCCAGGACUCGAGGGCUCGCGGUUCGAUCAAGCACUACGCUCUGAUCGCCAUGGUUGGACGCGACUGCCGUAAGGCCACCAAAGCCAUGGUCAAGGUCACCGAGGUCUUCCAGGGUAUUGCAAACCGGAUUACUGCAUUGGCCGAGAAGGUCGAGCGCGAAUCUCGCCCCACUUCUGCCAUUGCUGACACACCUCCAUUGGGGACCUCCGCGUCUUCCAUGCCACCCAUGUUCACCUCACCUCAGAAGGCGCGAGAUAUUUCGUCCACUGCGAGCUCGCCCACCACACGGAACAUCACCCCGGUAUCAUCAUUCCUGUCCGCCAAGAGGAUUGACCCUGAUGGUUUCCCUCGCGUUUCUCGCGAUGCCACAAGACCCAAGAGCCUGGCCGAGAUUGUUGGCCAGGAGACUUUCUUUGUUGAGCUGCACCGUGACUUCUGCCAGCUGCUGCACUUCCUGAUCAAGCACUUCUCUUGAAGGCUUACCCUCAUACGUUGUCAUUCUUCUGUACAUGUUUGUUGUCCUUCAGUUUGUUGUCCUGCGAUUUAGCGAUUGUCUUUACUACAUGUGCGUUCCUGCACCGGCGUUCAACAACAGCCUGUACAUCUCUAAUCUGUUGAAACGGCCGUUAUUCUCACGCCUGCGAUCUGUUUCACGUAGACCAGGCUCCAUACCCAUCUAAGAUACCCUAGCCUGUUGUUCCAGCGUAAUGGGCGGUGUACAUACAUGGCUCUUAGGCCUAGUGAGGGUCGUUACGAUUUCACGGCCGUAGAUGGCUCGAUGCUGUAAUCGAGCGCCAACGACAUGGAAACAUCGUAACACCUAUUACCUGUAUAGUUAGUACGAGCAGAAUGCACAGAUUCCAAGUCGA
This is a messenger RNA of Didymella exigua CBS 183.55, 1720 nucleotides long. RefSeq lists its product as uncharacterized. The transcript has 2 exons. Gene Ontology annotation, cellular component: cytosol. Gene Ontology annotation, molecular function: GTPase activator activity. The record is from RefSeq and is a predicted model, not a curated record. Gene Ontology annotation, biological process: positive regulation of TORC1 signaling; positive regulation of GTPase activity. Bases 58 to 1326 code for a protein of 422 amino acids. Lineage: Eukaryota; Fungi; Ascomycota; Dothideomycetes; Pleosporales; Didymellaceae.